This is a messenger RNA of Xenopus tropicalis (tropical clawed frog), 3582 nucleotides long. It is a transcript of the gene map1lc3b, whose product is annotated as microtubule associated protein 1 light chain 3 beta. The record is from RefSeq and is marked validated. Gene Ontology annotation, cellular component: autophagosome membrane; cytoskeleton; autophagosome. NCBI's taxonomy places the organism in Eukaryota, Metazoa, Chordata, Amphibia, Anura, Pipidae.
AGAAAAGCUCUGCAGACAGCGCAGGUCUAUACUGAGAGAUAGAAGGAAGAAGGAACGGCACAGAAACAAAAACAGAGACAAGAUGCCCUCUGAGAAGACAUUUAAACAAAGAAGAAGCUUAGAGCAAAGAGUGGAAGACGUGAGACUCAUCAGGGAACAACAUCCAACAAAAAUUCCAGUCAUCAUUGAGAGAUACAAGGGAGAGAAGCAAUUACCAGUCCUGGAUAAAACCAAAUUCCUGGUCCCUGAUCACGUCAACAUGAGUGAGCUUAUUAAAAUCAUCAGGCGCCGCCUACAGCUCAACUCCAAUCAGGCUUUCUUUCUGCUAGUAAAUGGCCACAGCAUGGUGAGCGUAUCUACACCUAUAUCUGAGGUGUAUGAACGGGAAAAGGAUGAAGAUGGCUUCCUUUACAUGGUAUACGCCUCACAGGAGACUUUUGGAGUGAAAUACGCAUAAAAGGAAAUCAACUUUUUAUUUGUUUUUCUUUUUAAACGUACGGUGGAAUAUAACACAGGCUGCUGAAGCAGAUCUUUCCCAAAUCCAUAUUAUAUACACGCCGCACAUAACAUUAUUUCAUUUUCAUAAGGCAAACAUUCAGUUCCUUGCUUUUUCUUUGAAGAAUUAAACCUAGUAACACUGGUUCUGUCAUGUGAUACUGAAGCUUCAUGUACACCAAGAAGUUGGUAGUAACUUACCUAUAUGCCUUUAAUAUCCAUUACCAUUGUUCCCAUGUAGCAAUUUAACGGGUACAGUGGUAUUGUCUAGGAAAUAGCCUCUGCUAUGGAUGACUGCAAUUCAGCUAUAAGGAAUAUGUUUUUACACUGAUGUUUCUCACACCUUCAUAUCAUACUGGGAGGAUUUUGUUUUAUGUCGCUUUGUUAUAUGCAGCAGAAACUAAAUGACAGCUUAUAAUGGGAGAGACCAUUAUAUGAAAGGGGUGAAAUGAAAGGCCCCUGGUUUGCCACAAUGGCGCUGCCAACUUAAUGUCCUUAUACAAAGAUCCACAAUUAGAUCCCAGUCCCACUAUUUUAAUAAUAAGAGAUGGAAAAUAAAAACUAAAAAAGUUGUUGUUACAGUGAGAAAUACAUUAAUAUAGAUUUCCAUAGAAUCUAGGCAUAUGCUGCUGCCUGUACCGUUGGUGACAACUUUAGAAGCGAUUUCUUGGGAUGGUCAGCAUUUCUUUUUCAGCCAUCGGAAUGCGACAGUCUGACUGUGGCUUGGGAACGGGGUUCCAGGCAGGAGGGCCAAUGCAACACUCCUUAACUGAGAUGCACAUCAUUGUGCUCCUAAAUGAAAAGCAACAUAUAUUGUUAUAAUGUUUCUAAUCAGAGAGAUUUUUCUGUCCUUUUGUGUGUACCAUUGUGAUUUUGUAGAACUUGAACUGGCAGAGCAAUGUGUACAUUAGCCAUGGAGUUCUUUUAAUAACAAGGCAUUCAUGUGUGUGCAGGAUUAUUUUUGGAGUACAACUGAGGAUGUAUGCCAUGGGGAGGAGCAUAGCUACAAGGUUUGAAACAGGUCACAAAAUAAUUUAACAUAAAAAAUUGAAUAUAUAAACACAGGAGGGCAAUAGUUUUAUUGGAAUAAUUUCAUAACCCCAUAUGCAGGAGAUAAAAUUUAUAGGUGGAUAGAGGGCAUGGAAUUAGAAUCUGUAGGACCGUAAACCAAAGUUUACAUGGAGGCCCAUGGGCUUUUAGAUAUGCUGACAGUCUGGCUGAAGAUAAGAUUAAUAUAUGAUGUACAUUAAGGGGCCGAUUUAUUAAGUUGUGUAAAAUGUUUGACACCAAAAUAAUGGUGUAUUAAUUUGUAUGAAAUAAUAAAAUUGCUAUUUAUCAAGCUGUGCUAUCCUCUUAAUGAUUUUAUGUUCAUUGUAAAAUCUGCAGGCAGGGUCGGACUGGGGGGUGCAGGGCCCACUGGGGCUUCUGCCUCAUGGGCCCCCACUGCUACCUUCACACCCCUCCCCCACAGACCCACCCAACUCCCCUCUCACAUACCUUCAGCGCGUCGAGAGAGGGAGACUGCCGGCUUGGGGGAGCGCCUGGCAGGGAUCGGGUGUGGGCCGCCAAGGCCCACUGGGUUUUUUCCCCAUGCCCCGGCAGCCCAGUCCGAUCCUGUCUGCAGGCAUAAUCCGUUACAGUUUAAAAGUGGUGAUAUAAAGUUCAUUGAUUUGUUCCCAAAAAUUAUUUUAUAUCACCUUUAAAGAAGUAAAGCUCAACAAAGAGUUAUGCUAGAAAUGCUGCACCUUAUGGCUUUUGUACCAUACUGAGGCCCCCACAGAUCUGUGCCUCUGAUUAUGUCCCCAGUUGCUCCCCAUCUUCUAUUCUGCUGAUUCAUGGCCCACACUUUGCUAUUAGUUAUCUAAGCUUAGAGAGUGACUCACAUUAUACUGUAUAUAAAAUACACAAGAGCCAUGAAUAUCUUGUAAAUUAUAUCCUUAUAAAUGGAGCAUGGUAAUGUCGUCGAUUAUAAUCAGUGCGUAGUGAUUUCUGUCACAUAACUCAUUGAAAUUUGUGUUUUAUAAUACGAGGAUAUUAGAAAUCACUUUGGAGUUCCAUGACCUGUAUAAAAGCAUUCAGCCUUCAGCGUCAUACUUGUAUAUAUGGCCAUGGACCUUUUCAGUGGCUUUUAAUAUCGCUGUAUUUUACAACAAGGGGUACAUUAUUCACUAUAUAUAUAUAUAUAUAUAUAUAUAUAUAAUGUAAAAUUCAUGAUACCAGACUAAUUACUGAUAAUUCAGAUUCAAAUUACAUGGCAGCCCAGAAGCCAACGUAUUGUGUUUUAGAACUGACCUUAUUCUCUGCUAAUAUGUUAAUAUUUUUCGAUGACCCCUAAGUUUAGCUACUCAACUGCCCAGAGCACAUGUGCAUGGACUAGCAAGAUCCAAGAUGGCAGGUUUCUGUGUACAAUGAAGGUCUGAAUCAUUAGUUGUAGGACUGUGGAACCUCUGGACUUUAACUUUAGCAUAUAAAGUACAUAAUUUCAGGCCAUAUUCUUUUUUAGGCUUAAGUUCUCCUUUAAAAUGAAAGGGAUGAGAUCAGGCAGAAGAAGAAAUCCUUGAAUAAAAAGCAGUGCAACUUCUUAGUUCGCUUUACAUCAGAAUGUUGACCCCAGCUCACUUUUAUUACACAGCUUGAUAAAUACACAAGGUUGCACAGUAUGUCAUGGUGUUAAAAGUGCCGAUUUUACACUGCUUGAUAGAUUGUCCCCAAAGAGCAAAUGAUUCUUGGGAUGCUAAAAGUGACCCCUUUCAUUGUAUCUUAUUAGGCAAAUGUACUCUUCAAUGGCAAAAUAAUCUUUUUGGAAGACGGUGAGUUUAAUUUAGGAACAGUAAUGUAGAAAUACAUUUUUACAAGCAAUAUAUUACUGCAUUUAACCAGCCAGCACCAGAGCAUUUAAUUUGCUUCUAUGUUCAUUUCUGCAUGUGCCUUUAUGCUUAGUUUUGUUUUGCUUUUUUAAUCCUUGUUAACUAUAUGGCUGACCUGCUUAAACUCUUGUUAAAUAUCUAAAGUCUGUAAUCCAUUAUGGGAUUUAUGUUCUUUUCUGUUAUUCCUGUAUAAAUAAAGCUGUUUUAUAUAUAUAAUAUA